This is a messenger RNA of Suillus fuscotomentosus, 723 nucleotides long. RefSeq lists its product as uncharacterized. Lineage: Eukaryota; Fungi; Basidiomycota; Agaricomycetes; Boletales; Suillaceae. Bases 1 to 723 code for a protein of 240 amino acids. The transcript has 3 exons. The record is from RefSeq and is a predicted model, not a curated record.
AUGUUUGGCGCCCCAAACGGGCUUUGUUCAUCCAUCACCGAAUCCAAGCAUAUCAAGGCAGUAAAGAAACUGUGGCGACGCUCAAGCAAACACAAGGCUCUCGGUCAGAUGCUCCUCACCAAUCAGCACCUGGACAAAAUUGCGGCAGCAAGAGUUGAUUUUCAUUUGCGCGGGAUGCUUAAAGGUUCUUGCGCUUUCAGCUACUAUAAUUCAUUUUUCAAUAAUUGCUUCAAUCCCGAAGAUGACAACAGCACUGAGUUGGACAUCGACAACAACAACCAUGAAGCGCAAUGGCCCGAAAAAACCAAUCCAUUUGCCAAGGAAGCUGACGACUAUGGCGAUGUCGAGGAUGAUGGAGUUGUAGAUGAUGAGGACAUUAUUGCUGAUGUGAACUUGGCACAACGUAAAUGUGCGCGUACAAUUCCCAAACUUGCAGAUGAACUUGAUUUGCCAUCACUCCCACAUCUCAUUCGUCUGUUUUUAUAUGACCAGAUUCACACUGACGACAAUCAUUCUUCCGCCGAUGUCCCCCUUCGUGACUGUCCAUCUUUUACAGGACGCAUCAAGAUUUUCCAUUCUGCUUCCACUACGUUCAUUGCACCAAGCGAUCCAAGCGGAAUCACUGGCAUGCGACACGAGCACAUUCAUGCUGUGCCCUCAUGGUGCAAUGGACCAGGCCGGUAUGACCAUCAGCAAAUCGCUGUGUUCCUUUUCGUCCCUUAG